This is a messenger RNA of Mya arenaria, 4612 nucleotides long. Its product is annotated as kinesin-like protein KIF28. Gene Ontology annotation, biological process: microtubule-based movement; cytoskeleton-dependent intracellular transport. The transcript has 27 exons. Bases 150 to 3470 code for a protein of 1106 amino acids. Gene Ontology annotation, molecular function: ATP binding; ATP hydrolysis activity; microtubule binding. The record is from RefSeq and is a predicted model, not a curated record. NCBI's taxonomy places the organism in Eukaryota, Metazoa, Mollusca, Bivalvia, Myida, Myidae. Gene Ontology annotation, cellular component: kinesin complex; microtubule.
UCAAACUUAUACAGAUGGGCUAUGAUAUUCUGAUGUUUGACGCUUUAUUACUUUAAUAAUCUUUGUGAAAACACAAUAAUAUAUUGCAAUAUUUGCCUCCUUGUACAAUAACGCCGUUCAAAAACUAAGGAUUUUUGCGGAUCAUAAACAUGCCUCUUGAAGCGGUUAAAGUGGCAGUGAGGGUCCGCCCUUUCAAUCAGAGGGAAAUUGAUCGUCAGUCGAAACUGGUGAUUAAGAUGGAUGGCAAGAUGACCAUGAUCUACAACCCGGAAACUCCAAAUGAAGAUCCUAAGAAGUUUUCAUUUGACUAUUCCUACUGGUCCCAUGAUGGCUUUGAUGCACGAGGGGAUGGUACCACAGACCCCAAGCCGGGAAGCAACUACGCCAGUCAGAGGAUGGUAUUUGAAAACCUCGGACAAGGUGUCCUCAACAAUGCCUUUGAAGGUUACAACUGUUCACUAUUUGCUUACGGACAAACGGGAUCGGGGAAAUCCUACUCCAUGAUUGGAUAUGGAGCAAACAAAGGUAUUGUCCCCACCACCUGUGAUGAGUUGUUUAAAACCAUGGCAACCAACGAUGAUCCCAACAAACGGUACGAGGUAAUGUUCUCUAUGCUGGAAAUCUACAAUGAGCAGGUACGCGACCUUCUCUCCAAGGACAACCCAAAGGGUGGCCUCAAUGUCCGACAGAAUCCAAAACUGGGCAUGUUCUAUGUGGAGGGUCUGAAGAAAGUGCCUGUGGGCAGCUAUUCCGAAAUUGAGAAGAGAAUGGAACAAGGUACACAAUCCAGAACUGUAGCUUCCACAAACAUGAAUGCAACAAGCAGUCGAGCCCACACAGUGGUCACCAUCAUUUUUGACCAGAUCAUCAAGACUGACAACGGGGAGACAAAGAAAAGUUCCACCAUGAACCUGGUAGAUUUGGCAGGUUCUGAGCGUGCUGACAGUACAGGGGCCACAGGGGACAGACUGAAGGAAGGGGCCAACAUUAACAAGUCCCUCUCUGCUCUCGGAAACGUGAUUUCUGCACUUGCUGACCUGUCAAUGGGUAAGAAGAAGGUGAUGGUGCCAUACAGGGACUCUGUGCUCACAAAACUCCUCCAGAACGCCCUUGGUGGCAACAGUAAGACAAUCAUGAUAGCAGCCCUGUCCCCAGCUGACAUCAACUACGAUGAAACACUUGGUACCCUGCGAUACGCAGACAGGGCCAAGAAGAUUCAGAAUAAGGCCGUCAUAAACGAGAGUCCACUAGACAAACUUAUUCGAGAACUUAAGGAGGAGAAUGAGAAGUUGAAGAGGGCAAUGGAAAGUGGUGGUAUGGUGAUCAAGCAGGAGGCUGGCAUGUCAUCUGAGGAUCUGGAGCGUAUGCGUAAACAGAUGGAGGAGGAGAUCCGGGCCCAGCUGAUGGCAAACCAGGCCAUGUUGGAGGAGUCAGAGACCACACAGAACUGGGACCAGAAGCUAGCCGCAGCUCAGAAAGAGACCCAUUCUCUGGACAAGGACGUGAGUGAUGCGACAAGGAAGAAGAAUGAGAUUUACCUGAUCAAUCUGAACGAGGACCCGAUGUUGUCUGGUGUAAUAGUGCACUUUAUCAAGGAUGGGGAAACCAGCAUUGGUCGGAAGGAUGCUCAACCAAUGCCUGAUAUUUGCCUCAAUGGUCUGAGUAUACAGAAGGUCCAUGCAGUGUUAACAUGUAAGAAAAAUGUUGUGGAGCUGGAACCAAUGUCUGGGAGCGGACCUAAAACCAAAGUCAAUGGCGUACCCUUGACCAGCAAGAAAAAGCUCACACACAAGGACAGACUCCUGUUUGGAUCAAACCACUUGUAUGUGUUUUUGAACCCCAAGAACCCUGAAAAGAGUGAGGACUUGCCAGAUGAAAUCACCUGGGAGUUUGCCCAGAAGGAGAUUGCUCAGGUCAAGGGAUUUGCCACAGCAACUGGUGCUGGCAUGUCUAAAGAUCAGUUGAUAGCCCAGGAGCAGGUGUUGGAGAUAUUGCCGAUGGUGUCUGAGGUGAACGCCAUAUCAGAGGAGCUGAACAAGCAGAAGAGCUUCGACGUUGUCCUCAUAUCCGCCGCAGCACAGGAAAACACGUACGGUGCAGCUAAUAACACAACAGUGACAGUGAAAAUGAAGAAUCUCCUCAAUGGUAACACAUGGUUGUGGGAAAGAGGAAAGUUCAUGAACAGACGAUACCUCAUUCAGGACAUGUACCAGAGGUUCCUUGAUGGUGAUGACCUUUCCAAGGUGACAAAGGAACAGGACCCAUUCUGGGAGCCCACUGAGGACACCCUCAUUGGAUCAGCCAAUGUCUUCCUGCAGUCACUCUCAUAUGCACUCGACUUUGAGGACAAGAUAAUGUUCACAGACUAUAAAGGGCAGGAGGAGGGUUACAUUGUGAUCCACGUGACCCCGUGCCAGAAGGACGGCAAGGCGCUAGAGGAGGACGCCUUCGUUGAUGAACCGCACGAGCUGCUGGGCAAACCAUACCACUUCAAGGUUACUGUAAAGAAUGGAGAAGUAUACAAACAGAGAUUCUCAAAAGGAAUACAAGUGAAAUACCGCGUCUAUAAAGACGAUUCAUUUACAGAAACUAAAUUGGUUAAAAACACUUUGAAACCAGAAUUCAAACAUAACAAGGUGUUCACAUUCAGCAAGAUAACAAAGGAGCACUUGGAGUUUUUUGAAGGAGGUUGUAUCACGUUCAUGGUAUAUGGGACUCAAGAAGACACGGUGCCUGAUCCAAAAUUGCUCAAAUUCACAACGAGGGAGUUACGCCAGAUGGAUCAGGGGAGUGUUCCCACAAGUGCGGCUGUUACGAGGCGGAACACCCACUUUGCCUUGGAGACUGCAUCGGACCAGUCGCACCUGAAGACAGAGGUCCUACUGCUACAGAGGAAGUAUGAGCGGCUUGCUGCCAAGGAGAGGCGGAUGCAGGACAUCUGUAAGGAGUGGGACGCUAAGCCUGAGGGGGAGAAGCAGUAUGAGCCGUUUUACCGGGCAGUUUCUGCUGUAGCCCACAGCAGUGGUACCAGGCUUAAGACCAGGGUCCACCUACUCAAUCAGAUGCUUAAAUUACAACGCAAAUCUAAUGAGAACAUGAAUUUUGAUCGGAGUAAAACAACAAUGAUUCCAGAAGAACAUAUCAUGAAAGCAGAAAAAUAUCUUCAAGAGAAAAGGCGCCAGUCGAAUGCAGAAGAAAGUCAGAAACACAGUAAGAAAUCUCAGACUGAUGACGACCUUAUAAGCCUGUUUGUGUUCGGGGAGGAGGAGGAUGACCUUCACAAUGAGGCUGAGAGAAAUGGUGGUGUUGUCCACUAUGAACGGGUCAAACACCACCACCAUAAGGACCUUCCACUAGCCCGCUCCCAAUCUUUUGUAAACCAAGGUCAAGUGCAGUCCAAGAAUGGUCGUGUUGUACGAUCAGCAGAGGGGCAACGCAAGGAUGGAAGUUCGGCAUGUGUGCUCCAGUGAUCUCACCUAUCACCAUGGUUACCACUGUUGUUUCCUAGUAAAGCACUGUGGAAAAAUAAUAUCUGUGAUUUAUAUGUACUGUUUUGAAAGACAGAUAAGUUAUGCAUUUCCCUUAAUCAUUAUUGAUUUUGAUAUUCAGAAACACGUGAGUUAUAAUGAUAUAUAAGAUUUACCUCGGUCCUGAUAUUAUAGAACUUCGCAAUAAGGGCUUCUAGUCACAUUUUUUAAAGAGGCCAGCGCUUAAAUGACUUGACCACUCAUCAUGAAAACAAAUAUUAAAGAGCCACUUCAGUCAUAUUAUAAACAGGGAAUAUUUUUCUUCAAUUGUUUUAAGCAACUAAAUAUGAAAAAAAAACACUUUAAACAUCCAUUGGUAUAGGAAUAGUUAUGUACUUGAACCUUCAUUAUUGAUAUUUAUGAAAGAUUUUCGGGCUCAUUAUUUACAAAAAGUAUGGUCAUGUUGUUGGGUUUAAAGCGCCAAACAUUAUAAAAAGUGGCUCAGUUAUUGUUUAGUAAAUUUGAUUCUCACUUAGAAAUAGUUUUGGUCCAAUUGGUAGAAAAUUGGUUCUGUUUUAUCACCAUAUAUUGUGAAUGAUGUGGUGUGUGGGCGUUUAUGAAUAUUUUUGAAAUAUACCAAUGAAUUAUUUAACCUUUUGUUCCAAAGCUCUCACCUUGAGUUUCACAUAUAGCUGGUGAUUUUUGCAUAUAUCAAAGACCUUUAUAAUGUGCACAUAUACAUGUAUGGUGCGUUAUGUAACAAUGUAUUAUGUGCAAGUCAAUAAACUGUGUGUUUGUUUGUCUGUCUGGCUGGCUGUCUGUUAUAUUUACGUUUUUCUUGACUAAAUUCGAAUGGAUUAUUAUUGGUAUGUGAAUGAUAGCAGGAAUCAGGUGAAGUGGCUGGACCAUGAGUUAAUUAUAAAUGCAUUUAUUUUCUGUAUUGGUCAGUAUAUUAUGAGACUCUAUAACUGCGUCGUUUAUCUGUGAUAAAUUAUACUACCGUCCAAUAUGUACAUGCAUUUUUCGUGUUUUAUUUAAAGCAAAUUUAUUUUGUUAUAUCAGAAACUUCUCUUGUUUGCAUUUACAUAUAUUGGUUGCUUGUAACUGUGAUUCAUUUUGAGAAAUAAAGUUUUGUAUUAGAUUUA